Molecule: messenger RNA, 2949 nt
Organism: Durio zibethinus
Lineage: Eukaryota; Viridiplantae; Streptophyta; Magnoliopsida; Malvales; Malvaceae
Source: RefSeq, a predicted model, not a curated record
GAGGGGUUUUUGUUUUAGCUAACAAGUAAGAAACAAACUUAUAUUCCCAUUUCUCUUUUUCAAUUAUUUUCUUUUUUCUGUCUACAAAAGGGGCAAAGAGAGAGAAAUUGAAAGUCGGAUAUGCUCAAACCAAACCACUGCGUUUCUCUCUCUUUCCUGUUGCAAUGAUUUUCGUCUCCCAAACCCAAACGUAACUCUUUCUCUUUUGUUUUAAUUUUUCUUUAGGUUUUUUUCUUUUUUUUUAGAAAGAAAACUCAUUUUUAAGGUCCAAGUAUUUGGAAAUUUUGCGUUGAUUGCAAGAAAUGAGCAAAGGGAUUGUAAAGGAAGAAGGGCCGUCGUCGUCCGCUGUUGUUUCGUCGGAGAAUCGUCCUAUUGGUGGUCUGAGAGGUGUCCAAUGGCGUAUCAAUCUCGGGAUUUUACCUUUUUCUUCUUCUUCAAUUGAUGAUCUUCGCAGGGUAACUGCUGAUUGUCGCAGAAGAUAUGCUGGGUUGAGAAGGCGGCUGCUAGUGGAUCCACAUGUUCCCAAGGACGGAGGAAGUAAUUCCCCUAAUCUUGUAAUGGACAAUCCACUCUCACAAAACCCAGACAGCACCUGGGGUCGAUUCUUUCGGAAUGCUGAGUUGGAAAAAAUGGUUGACCAGGAUUUAUCACGGUUAUAUCCAGAACAUGGAAGCUACUUCCAGACUCCUGGAUGCCAGGGAAUGUUAAGACGCAUAUUGUUGCUGUGGUGCCUUAGACACCCAGAGUAUGGUUAUAGGCAAGGAAUGCAUGAACUAUUGGCUCCUCUGCUAUACGUUCUUCAUGUUGAUGUUGAGCAUCUUUCAGAAGUGCAAAGCCUUUAUGAAGACCAUUUCAUUGACAAAUUUGAUGGAUUGUCAUUUGAAGAAAAUGAUGUUACAUACAAUUUUGAUUUUAAGAAGUUUUUAGAUUCCAUGGAAGAUGAGAUUGGAUCUCAAGGUAAUUCAAAGAAAGUUAGGAGUCUUGAUGAGCUUGGUCCUGAGAUACAGACCAUCGUGUUGCUCAGUGAUGCUUACGGAGCUGAAGGUGAACUUGGAAUUGUCUUGUCUGAGAAAUUUAUGGAACAUGAUGCCUACUGUAUGUUUGAUGCUUUGAUGACUGGGGCACGUGGUUCAGUUGCUAUGGCAGAUUUUUUUGCUCCCUCUCCUUUAGCUGAGUCUCACAGUUGCAUGCCUCCUGUCAUUGAAGCCUCAGCUGCAUUAUAUCAUUUACUGUCAAUUGUUGAUUCAUCUCUAUAUAGCCAUCUUGUUGAGCUUGGUGUUGAACCACAGUAUUUUGCACUUCGCUGGUUGCGGGUUUUAUUUGGACGGGAGUUUUCACUUCAAGAUCUCUUAGUUCUCUGGGAUGAGAUUUUCACAGCAGGUAAUAGCCCCCUCGAUAGAGAGUCUGAAGAUGAUGAGAGUUCCAGUUUCAAAAUACUCAAUUCACACCGUGGAGCAUUAAUCGCUGCUAUGGCAGUCUCUAUGAUACUUUAUCUGAGAUCUUCCUUGCUUGCCACUGAAAAUGCAACUUCUUGUCUUCAGAGACUCUUAAAUUUUCCAGAGAGUAUAAAUCUGAACAAACUAAUAGCAAAGGCAAAGUCACUGCAAAUUCUUGCAUUGGAUUCUAACAUCUCAUCCUUGUCAUCAACUUUUGCUGGGGCUUAUAACCACAGCAAAUCUGCAGCGAGCGGUCACAAUCUUUUGUCUGAUCCAGUUUCUCCAAAAACUCCUCUAAGCCUUGUGCCUGACAGCUAUUGGGAAGAAAAAUGGAGAGUACUGCAUAAGGCAGAGGAACUAAGGCGUGAUAGUUUAGGAAAAAAAACUCCAAGUGGGGAAAAGAGAUGGUCAGAAAAACUAAAGCUGAGCCUAUCUAGAUCCAAGUCUGACCCUUCACCUGCAAGAGCAGAAAAAUGCAAAAAGGGCAAUAGAUCAUCCGUUAGGCGUAGUUUGCUUGAUGAUUUGUCACAGCAACUUGGGUUGGAGGAAGAUGCUGAAAAGGGAGGCUGUUUUGAUGGUUCUAAUGCAGAGGAUUGUCAUUCUAUAGAAGUUCAGGUGGAGGGACAAAACAGUACUAACAAGGAGUCCAUUUGCACAGCUGAGGAGAGAUGUGAGAGUGGAAGUGGAACUGUUGUCAGUGAAGAAAACUCCUUUGUUUUUUCUGGCCCUGCAAGUCCUGGUAGUGGUAGUAAUGACCAUGAAAAUGACACAGAAAAAAGUAGUGUUGCUUCAAAUUUAUCCUUAGAUGAAAAUGAUGAUCACCAGCAAAGUAACCCAGAAGAUUCACCUCUACCAGUUUCCCUUCUUCCUGAACAUGACUCUCUAAAUUCUCUGCAUGAGAAUGAAUCUUUAGGGAAGACGGUCUCAGCUAUGAAGGAGCAAAGGCAUCAUUCACGUAGAUUCCAGUGGUUUUGGAAGUUUGGACGAAACAAUGUCAGUGGGGAGACAACUGAUAAAGGAGGAAGUACCCAUGAGGAUGCAAAAUCUCCAAAUCAUGAUAUCAGGAGCAAUACAGCUGAUUCAUCUACUUCUGGUGCUUCUUGUAAUUCAUCUUCCACCAGCAAAGGAGAUGCUGUGGACCAGAAUGUAAUGGGCACGUUGAAGAAUCUUGGGCAGUCUAUGCUUGAACACAUUCAGGUUCUGGAGUCAGUUUUCCAGCAAGAUCGGGGUCAGGUGGGAUCAUUGGACAACUCUAAAAACAUUCUAGUUGGCAAAGGACAAGUUACAGCCAUGACAGCUCUCAAGGAGCUUCGGAAGAUCAGCAACCUUUUAUCAGAGAUUUGAAGGGCUAUUCGUAAAUUAUCGAACCAAAAACUGCACAAGACAUACGCAUGCCCCCUGUUAAUAAACAGACAGAAAGGGCUCUUGCAGAAAACUAUUCAAAAGAGAUGAUUACCAAGAACCGUGCAAUGACUGCGUGGAUCUAACAUGUAUAUGCUGAUAUAAUUGCAUA